AUGCCGGAACAAUACGAGUUUGCAGACAGCACAGAUUGGCUUCCUACUCCCCUCGCCGCCCUUGCGCCACUUGAAUCCUCGCUGCGCUGUCAAGUGUGCAAAGACUUCUUUACGACACCUAUGAUGACUUCAUGUUCCCACACGUUUUGCAGUUUGUGUAUACGGCGGUACUUGUCGCAAGAGGGCAGAUGUCCGGCAUGUCGAGAACCCGACCAGGAAGUCAAGCUGCGCCGGAACUGGGUUCUGGAAGAGUUGGUCGCUAAUUUCACAGUCUCAAGGAAAAGACUACUUGACUUUGCGAGGAGUGGUAUGGAGAGUCUGGAGGAGGAUGCCACCGAAACACAGAGGCCGAAGAAGAGGCGGAAAGUGGAACAGAGCACACCCAACGGCACCGAGAGGCGAAGUACUCGCAGCCAGAGCAAGAAGAUGCCCUCAAGCACCAAUCAGCCAAGUCUACCAUCCACACCCGAGGUUAUUGAGGACAGUGAAGAAGGCAGUGUGUAUGAAGAUGUGGAAAGCCAGAGCGCACAUUUCACAAACGGGACGAAAGAGCCCGACGAUGGCUUAGUGGCGUGUCCUUGUUGUCAUCGCAGAAUGAAGGAAAACCUGAUCAAUUCUCACCUGGACAAGUGCAUAUCGGGCAACAGUCAUACGCCGGUGGACGAUACCUUCUCUCCCGCGCCCCAGAUCGCCCCGCCUGGAACGAUAGCAUACGCCCAGGUGAAACGCUCGAAACAGAAUGACCGCCUUCCCUUCAUCAACUACUCUUUGCUUACUGACAAUGCAUUACGGAAGAAGUUACGCGACCUGGGAAUCCCAUCACACGGUUCCAAGGAUCUAAUGCGCAGGCGGCACACCGAAUGGGUCAAUCUAUGGAAUGCCAACUGUGAUUCUACGAACCCUGUGACCAAACGACAGCUCCUUCAGGAGUUGAAAGUGUGGGAGGAUACGCUGGGAAGGCAAAGCGAGAAAACAGGCACUUCGGGCUUUAUGGCCAAAGAUUUUGACAGCGGCAAUUAUGUGAAGAACCAGAAGAGCAACUUCGAUGAUCUUAUCAGGCAAGCGAGGCAGAAAAGGGCCUUAGCCUCCAAUAUACCGGUACAGAUUGUGAAUGGCGAAACGCCUGAGCCGCCACAACCGGAGAACACGAUAUCGGAUCACGAGCUGCGGCGCCCAGAUCUCUUGCACCUGCAAAACGAAGCUUUACUAUCCAAGCCAAAAUCUGACGCGGACGAAAUGACCGUUCUGCCGCCAACACGAGGGCUGCUGCCAACAACUCAGAUGGAGACGAACAAGAAAAUCGAGCAGCAGACCUAUCCCGGGCCAACCAGCUCAAUAUCGACGCACCUGUCCUCCAAGAAUAUGGCUUCGCAAUCAUCUGCGGGAACAGCUUCAGAUCAAGCCCCUUUGCAGUCAUAUAUGGGGGACCUUCCAGAACCGAGUUUCAGUGCUUAUGCCCCGUAG
Capronia epimyces CBS 606.96 is the source of this 1464-nucleotide messenger RNA. RefSeq lists its product as uncharacterized. NCBI's taxonomy places the organism in Eukaryota, Fungi, Ascomycota, Eurotiomycetes, Chaetothyriales, Herpotrichiellaceae. Gene Ontology annotation, biological process: DNA damage tolerance; protein monoubiquitination. Bases 1 to 1464 code for a protein of 487 amino acids. The record is from RefSeq and is a predicted model, not a curated record. Gene Ontology annotation, molecular function: ubiquitin protein ligase activity; single-stranded DNA binding. The transcript has a single exon. Gene Ontology annotation, cellular component: Rad6-Rad18 complex; nucleus.